Molecule: messenger RNA, 3132 nt
Organism: Cordyceps fumosorosea ARSEF 2679
Lineage: Eukaryota; Fungi; Ascomycota; Sordariomycetes; Hypocreales; Cordycipitaceae
Product: sulfite reductase flavoprotein component
Exons: 1
Coding region: 1-3132 (1043 amino acids)
Cellular component (GO): cytosol
Molecular function (GO): oxidoreductase activity, acting on the aldehyde or oxo group of donors; flavin adenine dinucleotide binding; sulfite reductase (NADPH) activity
Source: RefSeq, a predicted model, not a curated record
AUGUCUUCCUCACAGUCGUCCUCCACGCUGCCUUUUGGCCAGCACGUGGCCAUUGGUGACAUCUCCGGUCCGACCUAUGUCACAACCCAGCUUCUUGUUCAGCACAUCGCCUACAAGCUCUCCGACAAGAUCUUCUCCUACUCGCCCGAAACCUACGACCUCGACGUCGCCGCCAAGCGCUGGGCCGCCGACGGCGACAGCAACGUUCACAAGUACACGCCCGAGGUCCUGAGCCUGCAGACCCGCGUAGGCGCAGGUGCCCUCGCCCUUGGUUACAUCUUCUCUCCCGAUUUUGAUGUGACGAAGCGCCACAUCCCGCAGACGCUGCUAGCCUCCUCUGGCAGCCUGCAAGCCCUCCGCGCCACGCUCGACCAGCUCUCACUGCUCUACAGCGUCUCCAGCCCCUUCGUCGCCCACGUCGCGGCUGCCGACUACUCGGCCGCUCACGGCAUCGCCGCCAACUAUGAUGGCGCGCUUCGCCUGGCCGAGGAGCUGGGUCUCGGUCUCGUUGCCUCUGCCUCGACCUACGAGGCCCAGCACAUGUCGCUCUUUGCGACGCUCCUCGCCAAGGUCCUGCCCACGCUGCACGUCUACGACGGUGUCCGCGUCGCCCGUGAGACCCUCCGCGUCGUCGAUGCUCUCGGCGAAGCUGGCGUGGCCGACCUGUACGCCAAGCUCGCUGCCGAGGCCGAAAAGCUGAACCCGCGCCUGGACAACGCCGGCAAGGUUGUCGAGCUUCUCAAAGCCUUCAACGACGAGCUCGGCACCGUCUACGCUCCCUUUGAGUACCACGGCCACGAGACCCCUGAUGUGGUUCUUGUCACCUUUGGCAGCGUCGAGGCCCAGGUUGCCCGCCAAGUCAUGACCAAGAUCGCCGUCGAGGGCGCCAAGGUCGGCGUCAUCAACGUCCGCGUCUACCGCCCCUUCAUCGAGGAGGCCUUCCUCACCGCCAUCCCCGCCUCCGCCCGCACCAUCGCCGUCCUCGGUCAGGUCAACACUGAAGCCGCCCUGCAUGAUGAGGCCACUCAGUCUGCCCUCUACGGCGACGUCCUCACGGCCGUCACCUUCGCCGGCAAGUUCGCCCAGGAGCCCGACGUGCUUGACAUCAAGUACACGGCCGCGCAGACCCUGACGCCCCAAGGCCUGGUCAACACCCUCCACAAGGUCUUUGGCAAUGAGGGUGAGGCCAACACCCUGCCGUCGCUCAUUGCUGCCGAGCAGUACACCUUUUGGGACCUGGAUAGCUCUGCUACCGUGGCCUCGCCUGCCGUCAUUGGCACGCUUCUCGCCAAGCAGUCGACCUCCAACGUCUUUGUUCGCGAGGUCUACGAUAACCUCACCCAGGGCGGUGCUGUCCGCUCGGACCUUCGCGUCUCCAAGAAGACACUCGAGGCUCCCUACGACAUCAAUGAGGCCGACGCCAUUGUCGUGGGCGAUGAAAAGAUUCUCAAGGAUGUCGACGUUCUUGCUAGCGUCGCUCCCGGUGGCAAGGUCAUUCUAAACCUUCCCGGCUUCAAGGAGGCCGAUGUUGAGAAGCGUCUCUCGUCUGCUUUCCGCAAGACGCUUGCCGACAAGGAUAUUGCUGCCUUUGUCCUCGACCCCGCUGUCCUCCCCGCUUUUGAAAAUGACCCUUCUGCCUCCAAGCUGCUUCUUGAGCUUGCUUUCCUCAAGAUUGCGCAGCCCUCGGUCUCCCCCAAGGGCAUCACCAUCACUGCUAAAAAUGUCAACCUCGAACAGGCUGCCGAGGCCGUUGACCAGUGCUUGACUAAGCUCGAGGCCCGGGCCGAGACUGAGGAGGCAGCCACCAUCGAACUGCCUCUGACUAUCCAGCCCAACAGCUUCGUCUCUUUUGCCAAGGAUGAGGAUGUAGAGUCCCUCCAGCUGCAAGACUGGCAGACCCUCGCUCGCGGCAUUGUCUUCAAGGAGGCAUUCGGCACGUGCGAAGCCGUGCGCCCUGACUUGGCUGUCACCACUCACACGGUCACGGUCAAGGAGAACCGUCGCCUCACGCCGUCGGACUAUGACCGCAAUAUCUUCCACAUUGAGUUUGAUCUGGGCACUACCGGGCUCACCUACAAGAUUGGCGAGGCUCUCGGCAUCCACGCCGAAAAUGACGUCAAGGACGUCGAGGCCUUUAUCAAAUUCUACGGCCUCAACGGCGAUGACGUGGUCCAGGUGCCCUCUCGUGACGACGCGUCGGUUACGGAGCUGCGCACCGUGCACCAAGCGCUCGUGCAAAACGUCGACAUCCUGGGCAAGCCGCCCAAGCGCUUCUACGAGGCCCUCGCCGAGUUCGCGACUGACGAGACGGAGAAGAAGAAGCUCGAGGCUCUCGGCAGCCAGGCCGGCGCGGAGGACUUCAAGAAGCGCACCGAGGUGGACACGCUGACGUACGUCGACAUCCUGGAGGAGUUUGCGUCGGCGCGCCCCAGCCUCCACGACCUGAUCAAGAUUGUCAGCCCGCUGAAGCGCCGCGAGUACUCGAUCGCGUCGGCGCAGGCGGUGACGCCCAACUCGGUGUCGCUGAUGAUCGUGGUGGUGGACUGGGUGGACACGCGCGGCCGGACGCGGUACGGCCAGGCGACGCGGUACUUGUCCCGUCUCGCGGCCGGCGCGCCAGUGACCGUGUCUGUCAAACCCUCGGUGAUGAAGCUGCCGGUCAAGGACACGGCGCCGCUCAUCAUGGCCGGCCUGGGCACGGGCCUGGCGCCGUUCCGCGCGUUCGUGCAGUACCGGGCGAUGCAGAAGGCGCAGGGCAAGGAUAUUGGCGCGAUCCUGCUGUACCUGGGCUCGCGGCACCAGCGCGAGGAGUACCUGUACGGCGAGGAGUGGGAGGCGUACCGGGACGCGGGCGUGGUGACGCUGAUCGGGGCGGCGUUCUCGCGCGACCAGCCGCAGAAGAUCUACAUCCAGGACCGCAUGCGCCAGACGGUGGGCGACAUCGUGCAGGCGUACAUCAAGGACGAGGGCAGCUUCUACCUGUGCGGGCCGACGUGGCCGGUGCCGGACGUGACGGCGGUGCUGGAGGAGGCCAUCGCGGCCGAGGCCAAGGCGGCGGGCAAGAAGGUGGACCCGAAGAAGGAGAUUGAGAAGCUCAAGGAGGAGGGCCGCUACGUGUUGGAAGUUUACUAA